AUGCCAGAGGAGGGUGCUGAACUCGGCGACGUGAGCCUGCUGCGACGGAUGCCCAACGUGGAAGUGCUAGCGCUCAGUAUCAACAAGAUACGAACCCUAGUGGACUUCGCAGGAUGUCGCCGGCUGAGGGAGCUGUACGUGCGCAAAAACGAGAUCGGAGACCUCAGCGAGAUCAGGCAUCUCAGGAGGCUGCCGGAUCUGACGUCACUGUGGCUCGACGAGAACCCCUGUACGCAGGUUCCAGAAUACAGAAUGACAGUACUGAGAAACUUGCCAAACCUGGAGAAAUUGGACAAUGUAGCUGUACAGCCGGACGAGGUGCAAGAAGCUAUGCGUCGCGGCGUGCACAUACCUGACUCCGAUGACGAGGGUUAUCCCCAACAGCAAGAGAGUUACGGCCAGUACCGGCGCCAGCGGUCGUGCGAGUCGAGCCCCGAGCGCGACACGGACUAUUACACGCGCCCCCCUCCGUCCACCAGACAGGACCAGUGCCUGCUGUCGCCGACGCGUCGCGCUCCGCCCGCGGCCGCCUCGCCCGACUCGGACGAGAGAUACGACCACCCCGCCAUGACCAGGUCACAAUAUGACCCCGCCAGCGCCGCGCGCUCGCCCGACGCGCCCGCGCUGCGCCACUCGCUCUCCGCGCACAGCGUCAAGGAGUACUCGUACAGUUCGAACGGCGAUUGUCGGUUCGGGUCCGGGGGACGUGUUUCGUCACCGCCGCAGUACAACGAAAGUUACUACGAGAGACACGACAGGGCGGAGUCAUACGGGCAGAUGUCGACGCGCUGCAGCGGCGAGGCGUGGGAGGAGCGCGGCGGGGGGAGCGUGGGGGGAGGCGGCGCGGGGGCGGCGGGCGCGGGCGGGGGCAGCCGCGAGCGCGUCGCCGCCUUCGAGAGAGCGAGCGCGCUGCACGAGCGCGAGCGGGACAGGGAGUACCCCUCCGCCGUCAUGGCCGAACACAGGGGCUUCACCAGGAGGCCUGUUACCAGAAACUCGAACCUGCUGUCGGCGCUGCUGUGCCUCGUCAAGGAGCUGGACUACCCGAGCCUCGAGGUCGCCGAGAUGGCCGUCAGAUGUCGCAUGGACGAGCUGGCGAACAGCCAGUGA
Molecule: messenger RNA, 1110 nt
Organism: Arctia plantaginis
Lineage: Eukaryota; Metazoa; Arthropoda; Insecta; Lepidoptera; Erebidae
Source: the annotation of a GenBank genome assembly